This is a messenger RNA of Wickerhamiella sorbophila, 1596 nucleotides long. RefSeq lists its product as hypothetical. NCBI's taxonomy places the organism in Eukaryota, Fungi, Ascomycota, Dipodascomycetes, Dipodascales, Trichomonascaceae. Bases 1 to 1596 code for a protein of 531 amino acids. The transcript has a single exon. The record is from RefSeq and is a predicted model, not a curated record.
AUGGACCAGAUGGUCUCUCAAAAUUUAGUCGGCGGCGGUGAAACAGGUACUGUAGAAACGCCUUACGCAAAAGUUUUCCAAGAAAACAAGAUGAAUUUCUCACCCAAGUUAUCUUUGGGACGCACGAAUGAUGUGGACCAAAAAAAUGGACACCAAAUAGGUGCCCGUGUAACAUAUGCGCCGGGAUAUUCCACGCCGCCCAGCAUGUCCAAUCCCCAUGGCUUGCCAAAUAUUUGGCAAACCAGUAGACCCAAAACCUCUUCAAAUUUGGAAAUUGAGCUUGAUGAGCUCAAGUCCGAGCUAAGAGAAUACAAGGCAACGACCACUCAUCUCAUAAGUGCAAUUUCACUUGAUCUGUAUCGCAUGAAAACCAAGCAAGGCAAACACAACCAAAGCCCACUUAACUUGAGCGGUACAGACACACGACUGGCCCAUGAAAAUAAGGAAUUGGCCCUCAAAAAUAGAAUCUUGUUGGCCGAGAAUGCCGAGCUCAAGCGAGAAGUGGAAGUUCUUCGUAACCGGUUGGGUCAACGACAGCCAGGAAAUUUCGAUCUAGCCGCAAUAAAUGACCCUGACUUUUUCCCUGAUAACGAUACGCAAAUAUCAAGGAUUCCUCCCAAAUUCCAGCAAAGAGCGCUAGUCAGGGCGGAUCAGAAAGCCAUCGAGCACGUAAGGCAUGCACCAAGCGAACCAAAGCAACCCAUUGAUGCGCUUUGUAGCGGACGAGAAAGCGAAUGGAGCGCCUAUGAAGAGGCUGACGACACACAUUAUCUCAGUGAGCCCAGUCAGUCUAGCUGCCCCUCCGAUCAAGGUGACUCUGACGAAGAGUCCACUAUCGGGUUGACUGAAGAUGAGGAUGCAGGGAUGGAUGUCGAAUCGGACGAGGAUCAGACUGAUUGCGCAGAUCACAAACGCGAAAACUCAAAAAGAAUCGAGAACCUGGACUGGACCCAGUUCCACAGUCGGCGCCGAUAUUUGGGUAAUGACAGAGUUCAUAUGCCUAGUGAAGAGCUCACAUUCGACCAUCUCUCACCCGACGGACUCCAAGCACGAGAAGACGACAGCGCAUACCCGUUUGUUGUCAUACGACCAAACAUCUCACUGCAAAAUAAGACACCCAAACAGAUGCUGAGCGCCGCCGCGAAGGUGUUCCCACCUAGCACCGUCCGUUCAGUGGAAUUGCUGGCCCAUAGGUUCUGGAAAUUGUACCUGGAUAAAGAUACAAUGUUAGACACCAAAACGCUUGAGAAACUAGGCACAAUUCUCGACUUAACAAAGUGGGUCAAAGUGGUUAUCACCGGUUUGCCUGACCAUAUUACACCAAAACUCCUCAAAAAGGAACUGGAUGAUGGCUACAAAUUCCCAACUGCAUCAACACCUUUAGCGGUAGGGCGCCGCAAUGGCGUUUAUACUGCAAUUGUUCCUUUCAAGAACCCAGAUCAUGCCCAAGCGUUGGUGGAUUCGGGAUUCUUGUGGGAUUCUUAUAAACGCCGCGUUCGGCAUUAUGACCCAGGUCACCGUUCCAAGCCCCUAGCAUCGAAAACUGCCACGAUCAACCACUUACCGAUCAAAAAGCGCUUUUCAAGCCGCAACUAA